Ornithorhynchus anatinus (platypus) is the source of this 2351-nucleotide messenger RNA. It is a transcript of the gene PLPPR4, whose product is annotated as phospholipid phosphatase related 4. Gene Ontology annotation, molecular function: phosphatidate phosphatase activity. Gene Ontology annotation, biological process: phospholipid dephosphorylation; phospholipid metabolic process; axonogenesis. The record is from RefSeq and is a predicted model, not a curated record. NCBI's taxonomy places the organism in Eukaryota, Metazoa, Chordata, Mammalia, Monotremata, Ornithorhynchidae.
GGGGAAGGGGGUGAGAUCGGCCGCGCCGGGCGCCGCCGGGCGGAGGAGGCAGCUCGCCCGCCCAGCGCUUCGCACCCCGCGCUGCGGGCAGAGCCUCGGGCCCGGCCGCCCCCCGAGAUGGCUGCCAAGGAGAGGCCAAAGGCCAGGCUCACCAAGGACAGCGUCACCUUGCUGCCCUGCUUUUAUUUCGUGGAGUUGCCUAUAUUGGCAUCGUCGGUUGUGAGUCUCUAUUUCCUUGAACUUACGGAUGUCUUCAAGCCAGUGCACUCUGGAUUCAGCUGUUAUGACAAAAGUCUUAGUAUGCCCUACAUUGAACCUACCCAGGAGGCAAUCCCAUUCCUCAUGUUGCUCAGCUUGGCAUUUGCUGGACCUGCAAUCACGAUAAUGGUAGGAGAAGGAAUUCUGUACUGUUGCCUAUCCAAAAGAAGAAAUGGAUUGGAGUGGAGCCCAAUAUUAAUGCGGGAGGGCUGUAACUUCAACUCCUUCCUUAGAAGAGCCGUCAGAUUUGUAGGCGUGCAUGUGUUUGGACUCUGCUCUACAGCCCUUAUUACAGAUAUCCUACAGCUAUCAACAGGGUACCAAGCACCUUACUUCCUGACCGUGUGUAAACCCAACUACACAUCUUUGAAUGUAUCCUGCAAAGAAAACUCCUACAUUGUGGAAGAUAUUUGUUCAGGAUCUGAUCCCACAGUCAUCAACAGUGGAAGAAAGUCAUUUCCUUCUCAACAUGCUACCCUAGCAGCCUUUGCAGCUGUGUAUAUUUCGAUGUAUUUCAAUUCUACGUUAACUGAUUCCUCUAAACUCCUGAAGCCUCUUCUGGUGUUUGCAUUUAUCAUCUGUGGAAUCAUCUGUGGUCUGACACGAAUCACCCAGUACAAGAACCAUCCAGUUGAUGUCUAUUGUGGUUUUUUAAUUGGCGGAGGAAUUGCUCUUUAUUUGGGCCUGUAUGCUGUGGGCAACUUUUUGCCCAGUGAAGAGAGUUUGUGUCAUCACGGUCAGCACAGAGAAGCCCUGAUCGACCCUACCUGACCUCAAUCAGGACCCAGCAGAAUAUUACCCUGCAAGAAUGUCAGUGGUGGUGAUGGGCUUCGUCCACCGAAGGGAAUGCUGAACCGGAACCACAGAGAUGCCAGCUCCUUGACCAACCUCAAACGAGCCAACGCCGACGUGGAGAUCAUCACACCCCGGAGCCCCAUGGGUAAAGAGAACAUGGUUACCUUUAGCAACACGCUGCCAACCGACCCAAUACGCACCUCCGUGGAGGAUCCAGUGAGACGAAACACAACAAUCCAUGCAUCCAUGGACUCCGCCCGAUCGAAGCAGCUGCUCACUCAGUGGAAGAGCAAGAACGAGAGCCGGAAGUUGUCCCUGCAGGUAAUAGAGACGGAGCCUGGUCAGUCCCCCACGAUCCUAUAGAAAUGAGGUCGAGCUCUGAACAUCCAGGUAGGGGUAAAUGGAGACCACAAUGGUCCCAGCAACCAGUACCUAAAAUCCAGCCCGGGACGGUACCAGGGGUGUAAUAACAGCAUCCCUGGAGGACCCAGGGUUUCCAUUCAGUCCCGCCCCGGUUCCUCCCAGCUCGUGCACAUCCCCGAAGAGACGCAGGAGAACAUCACCUCCUCUCCGAAAAGCAGUUCGGCCCGGUCCAAGUGGCUGAAGGCUGCGGAGAAGAGUGUGGCCUGUAGCCGAAGCAACAGCCAGCCACGGAUCUGCAAGGUCAUUGCCAUGUCCAAGCAGCAAGGGGUGCUUCAGAGCAGCCCCAAGAUCGAGGGCAGCACGGUGACCUGCACCGUAUCCAUCAGGUACAAAGCCCUGACCGACCACGAACCCGGUGGCAUCGUGAGGGUUAGGCCCCACCCAGAGAACAACAGGCCCAUCAUCCCAGAUCCCGUCCUCGAAGGAGGCAGCGGCUCCUGGAAAUGGAAGGCCCCUGACAAAGGCAGCCUCCGCCAGACCAAUGAACUGAAUGAUCUGAACCGAGGAUUCUGGAGAGCCUGUGAGUCCCUGAAAGACAGCUUUGGGUCUGGGGACCGGAAAAGAAACAUAGAUAGCAAUGAGCAUACCACAGAUGGAUCACCGACCAUCAGGGUCACGCCUGUAGAGGGGAGCGAAAUCGGGGUCGGAGACGCUGUCCAUCUCGUCCAGAGUCGCGACUCCACCUCCGGAGGAAAAGGAAACAUCAUCUAUCCCGAGAGGGGCAACAGUCCAGAGAACACCAGGAAUAUCUUCUACAAAGGCACCUCCCCUACGAGGGCCUUCAAAGAUUGAACCCUGGCGAUCUCCGUGGGUAGGGCUGCCACAGAAAGAUCACACAUCGAUACCGGCUCGUGCUUCAGUUUUUUGAGCCGAUU